CCGGCGGCGGGGAUGGUGGGGGUGCAGUUGCUCUUCUCGGUGCUGAAUAUCCUCAUCAAGCUCGCGCUCAACGACGGCAUGGAUGCACGCGUCUUGGUCGCCUAUCGCUUCAUGUUCGCCUCCGUCUUCCUCUGCCCCAUCGCCUUCUUCGUAGAGAGGAAGACAAGACCACCACUAACCAAGAAGGUGCUACUACACUUGUUCUUGUGUGGGUUGUUCGGAUUUACUGUAAACCAGAAUUUGUACGUGCUGGCUAUAAAGUUAACUUCAGCAACCUUUGUUACAGCUAUCGCAAACCUCACUCCUGCAGCAACCUUCAUUCUUGUGAUCUUGACAAGGCUUGAGACUCUCAAACUUAGGGAGCCUGCUGGACAAGCAAAAUUUGUGGGAACCCUUGUCGGCAUGGGUGGUGCAAUGUUGCUUACAUUCUACAAGGGACCAGAGUUCAAACUACUCCACCGGCUGCCUCAUCCCAAGCUUGGCCACAUCAGCGAAGCACACCACUCCCACCCCCCAUCAACCAGCCAUCAAAUUGUUGGUUCAUUUCUUGGCAUCAUAAGUUGUUUCAGCUAUGCAACGUGGCUUGUCAUCCAGGCGAAAGUGGGUGAAGUUUAUCCGUGCCACUACUCGAUUGCUGCAAUUGUGUGUUUCUUCGGGGCAAUUCAGUCGACUAUAAUGGCUGUCUGUGUUCAGAGGGAGAUGGAACAAUGGAGAUUAGGACUUAACAUCAGAUUGUACUCAUCAGCUUACGCGGGCUUGAUAGCAUCCGGAUUUGCGUUCCCGUUACUAUCAUGGUGCCUGCGAAAGAAGGGUCCACUUUUUAUUGCUGUGUUCAGCCCGUUGAUGCUCAUUUUCGUUGCAGCUCUGAGUGCCCUUCUUCUCGACGAGGCCUUGUACCUUGGGAGUGUGCUUGGUUCAAUCCUGAUUGUGGGUGGCCUAUACCUGGUACUUUGGGGAAAAGCAAAAGAACAAGCGAAGGUGUUGAAAGAAGACAAUCUAGACCACCAGAGACAACGUGGUGAGCUGGAGUAG
This is a messenger RNA of Lolium rigidum, 1032 nucleotides long. Its product is annotated as WAT1-related protein At1g68170-like. The coding region runs from base 13 to 1032 and encodes 339 amino acids. The transcript is spliced from 7 exons. NCBI's taxonomy places the organism in Eukaryota, Viridiplantae, Streptophyta, Magnoliopsida, Poales, Poaceae. Gene Ontology annotation, cellular component: plasma membrane. The record is from RefSeq and is a predicted model, not a curated record. Gene Ontology annotation, molecular function: transmembrane transporter activity.